Messenger RNA from Penicillium concentricum, 1626 nucleotides. Its product is annotated as External alternative NADH-ubiquinone oxidoreductase mitochondrial. The record is from RefSeq and is a predicted model, not a curated record. Gene Ontology annotation, molecular function: NADH dehydrogenase activity. The transcript has 4 exons. NCBI's taxonomy places the organism in Eukaryota, Fungi, Ascomycota, Eurotiomycetes, Eurotiales, Aspergillaceae. The coding region runs from base 1 to 1626 and encodes 541 amino acids.
AUGACUAUGUUUUCGAGAUUUUCUGUUCGCCGAGUUUUGAACUCGGAAAUCAUUCGUUCUUGCCGAUUGAACAAACAACCAUUAUUGUCCCAAGUCACCCGGCGUGCAUUGAGCCUGAAGCAUCACGGAGACCCAACUCCAGCAGUUGGAACCACCACGCGAGUACGGAACCAAAGCUUUGGAAAUACAAAGCGAAUUGCAUUGGUCUCCCUUAUUGGGGGCUUUUCAAUUGCGGUAUACAAUAUCUACCACCUUAACAAUCCCCGGGAACAACUCCAGCCAGAUCCCAGCAAGAAGACUCUCGUGAUCCUGGGAACGGGUUGGGGGUCGACAUCAUUGCUGAAAGAGAUCGAUUCCUCAAACUACAAUGUCGUGGUGAUAUCAUCACGAAACUACUUCCUCUUCACCCCGUUGUUGCCGUCUUGUGUGACUGGUUUACUAGACACUCGGUCUCUGAUGGAACCCAUUCGGAAUAUUUUACGCCAUAAAACCACUGCGGUCAAAUUCUACGAUGCGGAAGCGACUAAUAUUGAUUAUGAAAAAAGGGUGGUGCAUUUCAAGAGUGACUCCACUGACGCAUCUGCUGCUGAAAUCCCGUUCGACUUGCUUGUUGUCGGGGUUGGUGCAGAAAAUGCUACCUUUGGAAUUGCGGGUGUGAAAGAACAUGCCUGCUUCCUUAAGGAAACAAAAGAUGCAGAGAAGAUCCACAGGAAAGUGAUGGCUCGCGUGGAACAAGCUGAUUUCAAGGGCCAAGGGCAAGAGGAAAUCAAGCGACUGCUGCAUAUGGUUGUUGUAGGAGGUGGCCCCACGGGAAUUGAGACAGCCGCUGAAUUGCAAGACUUCUUCAAAGACGAUUUAAAGAAAUGUGUUCCCGAGCUGGCGGAUAAACUCAAGGUCACCUUGAUUGAAGCCCUUCCAACGGUCCUUCCAAUGUUUUCAAAGAAAUUGAUCAAUCUCACCGAGUCAACCUUUCAGGAAGAAAACAUUGUGAUCCGGAAAAGGACGAUGGUUAAAAGUGUUUCAGACACGGAAAUUGAAGUGGAGUGCCGGGAGCUUGAUGGGACUGUAAGAAAGGAGGUGAUUCCUUAUGGAGUUUUGAUCUGGGCGGGCGGUAAUGCAGUCCGCCCGAUUGUGAGGGACUUUAUGGGCCAAUUUCCAGGCCAAUCUACUGCUCAUAGAGGACUCGUCGUUGAUGACUACCUUCGGGUAAAAGGUGCUAGUGGCGUAUGGGCGCUGGGUGACUGUACCCAAACCAACUUCGCACCAACAGCCCAGGUUGCUAGCCAGCAGGGUGUCUUUUUGGGCAAACACCUCAACGCCAUCGCAACAGCAAAGAAUCACUCGUUUGGCAAUAUUGCCGGUGACGUCGGCCAGCCGCUCCUCGGAUCGAAGGCAGCCAAGGCAUUUGAUUAUAUCCACCAAGGCAGCCUGGCUUAUAUUGGCAAUGAACGGGCCAUUGCGGAUAUACCACUGCUUGGUAUGAAUAUCGCAAGUGGCGGACAAUGGACUUUCCUCUUCUGGCGUUUGGCCUACGUUAAGAUGUGUCUCAGUGUUCGCAACCGAUAUUUUGUCAUGGGUGAUUGGCUCAGAGUUCAACUUUUUGGCCGAGAUAUUUCGAGCCAAUAG